GAGUCAUCAAGCGAAUGGGAAUCGUGUUUUGGGGGGCAUCUCGGCCUGAACCGCCAGAUUCUGAGGCGCAGUGCAGUGCAGGAAAAGAAGAGCAUUUUCGUCCAACAUCUUGGCGUGGCCAUCACCUCUGACAAAAAUGUUUCCGAAGAAUCUUCGUCAAAGUUCCAUCAGAGAAGAAGGAUUCUGGAAGUUCGACCCAAUGCAACAUCUCGGUCUGCUGAGAUGCGAUGGAUGAGGGCCGAGAGCAAGCAAAGGGAGGAGAGAGGUGCAAACAGAAGUUUUCCAGCCGCGCGGAUCUGUCCCUAGCGGCAUCUUAGCCAUCACCGAGACCGAAGUGCUGGGAUUUAGGGGAUUUUUGGGGAUGCAGCUGGGGCAGCAUUGCAGAAGGAGGCGACUUCCGUUUGCGACAACAUGUCGGUUUCAGUCACGCUCUGUGGAACGUCACUGUUAUCAAUCAGUUCCAUUUUCUUGAGACGCCCUUACUAACACACCACAAUCGGUCCAAAAUUCCCCCGUUUGGUCGCUUACCAAUUCGCUCCGGAAGCCUCCCCACAGAAACUGUCCGCUUCUUUGACAACUCUCCAGUCCACACGUCAACAGCACCGUUUCUUUGAUCCUUGGAGCCCGACCCUACGGAUACCUGCCCCACGUUCCGUGACACCUGGACCUUGCCAUAGGUCCAAGACGCUCAAGUCCCGGGCGUCUUGUCUCGGGGACCUGCAAGCCGGCAGGCGUGAGCACUUUCUCGCGAUGCCCGUCUCGUUUAAGGCCCCCAAGAUGUCUUGGUAGCAAGCCACCGCGAUCAUGGGUCGGAGUGCGGUCCAAUUCCUAUCUCCAGUGGUACAUUUAUCUCCGGUCCGCUGAGCUGACCGCAUUGAAGGCACAGCGCCCAGCUUACCUACCUACGCUCGGCUACUUUCCCCUACUGUAAAAAGGCCCCCUGCGGCAGCCGGUACUUUUUUCUUUCACAGUAGUUAGACAGUCUAAAGAUAUAACAACGUCAGGGUCCCGCCCCGAGAUUCUGGUCUCUCUUUUGUCCCAUCUGAAACUAUCUCCACUUCCCCCAUCAUCCUCAGCAACCUCCAUCUAUACCCCGCAACUCAAACAGCACUUGACACACAUUGGGAACUGCACCAUGGCUAGUAAUUCGCUGGACAAGCCAGCGACGGACGGGCUGACAGCCGAGUCGCAAGCACCGACCGUCGCCCCAAGUUCCAAGAGCAUAUCAGAGGACGAGAAGGUUUCCAACUCUGGGGACAGGACAGACAUUGACGCCGGCUCUUCAACCGAUGCGACGGAAAAGGUCUCCAAGCAACCAGAAAUCACCACAUCAGCAGCCGACAAUGAGAAGACGGACAACAUUCUUGCCAAGCACCCCACCGCCGUCUCCCAAGCUGGCAGCAAGAAGCUCGAGCCCUCCAAGACAAGAGAAGAUGGCGAAGAGUACCCAACAGGUAUCAAGCUCGCCGCCAUUGUCACUGCCCUGUGCCUGAGCGUCUUUCUAAUGGCACUUGACAACUCGAUCAUUGCGACUGCUAUUCCCAAAAUUACGGAUCAAUUCCAGAGUUUGCCAGACGUGGGUUGGUAUGCCAGUGCCUACCUCCUCACCACCGCCGCUUUCCAACUCCUCUUUGGCCGUUUCUACACCUUUUUUUCCAUCAAAUGGGUUUACCUCAUCGCCAUUUUCAUCUUUGAGGUCGGCUCCCUUAUCUGCGCCGUCGCGAACAAUAGUGUUACCCUCAUCAUCGGGCGCGCCAUCGCCGGUGUCGGUGCGGCGGGUAUCUUCUCUGGUGCCCUCACUAUCCUGGCUUACUCGGUCCCCCUGGCCAAACGCCCUAUCUACACCGGCGCCAUUGGCAGCAUGUACGGUCUCGCCUCCAUUUCUGGUCCUCUUAUGGGCGGCGCCUUCACUGAUCACGUCACCUGGCGCUGGUGCUUUUACAUCAACCUGCCCAUCGGUGCUGUUACCAUCGCGGUGAUCAUGUUCAUCUUCCCCGAUCCAAAGAGGGAGAUCAAGAACAAUGACACGCUCGCGCAGAGAAUCAUGCGGUUCGAUCCGUUUGGCACGGCGGUGUUUAUGCCGGCGAUUAUCUGCUUGUUGCUUGCGCUGCAGUGGGGAGGGACGCAGUACGCCUGGAACAGCUGGAGGGUUAUCCUGCUGUUUGUGCUGUUUGGGGUGUUGAUUAUCAUCUUUGUCGGAGUGCAGAUUUACCAGGGGGAUUUGGCGACUGUCCCCCCGAGGAUUGUCAAGAAGAGGAGUGUCUGGAGUUCGGGGUUUUUUAUCAUGAUGAUUGGAGGGGCUUUCUUGGGAGCGGCGUAUUAUUAUCCGAUUUGGUUCCAGUCAGUCAAGGAUGCCACGGCGGUUGGGUCAGGGAUUAUGAACUUGCCCAUGUUGAUUUCGUUGGUGUUGGUUAGUGUUAUUGCUGGGGCGGCGGUGACGAUUUGGGGGCAGUAUGUGCCUUUUAUGAUUGCGUGCUCGAUCUUGUCGAGUAUUGGGUUUGGGUUGACGACGACGUUCACGCCAGAUGUGGGAGCGGGGGCUUGGAUUGGGUAUCAGAUUAUUAUUGGGGCGGGGAUUGGGAUUGGGUUUCAGCAGCCGUUGAUGGCUGUGCAGACGGUGUUGAGUAUUGAGGAUGUGCCGACGGGGGCGAGCUUGAUCAUUUUCUUGCAGACACUCGGGGCGGCGUUGUUUGUGGCGGUGUCGCAGAAUGUGUUUACGAAUAAGCUGGUGGAGAAUGUUGCCAAGUAUGUGCCUGAUAUGCCGGAUCCGAUGACGAUUCUGCAUGUUGGGGCUACGAGCGUGGAGAAUGUGGUUCGGCCGGAGGAUUUGGGGGCUGUUACUUGGGCUUUUAAUGAUGCGCUGACGCAGACCUUUACGGUGUUCACUGCUUUGUCGGCGAUUAGUAUUCUUGGAGCAGUGUUUGUAGAGUGGAACAGCGUUAAGGGGAAGCCGGUUGAGAUGGGGAUGGCUUAAGGGGUGUGGUUUCGGUUUGGGUUUGGAUACAGUACCUAAUCUUUGUAAUGUUUUCUUUCUGUGAUAUCCAAUAGACGGUAGGGCGCAAUGGUUAGGCAGGGCAUUGGUAACAAGGAACCAGCUGUAUGCUUAGAAUUCACGGGACGAGGUUCAUUUGAUACCAGAUAUGAAGGCAUGAGCAAUC
Molecule: messenger RNA, 3158 nt
Organism: Podospora pseudopauciseta
Lineage: Eukaryota; Fungi; Ascomycota; Sordariomycetes; Sordariales; Podosporaceae
Exons: 2
Coding region: 1136-2974 (612 amino acids)
Biological process (GO): transmembrane transport
Cellular component (GO): plasma membrane
Molecular function (GO): transmembrane transporter activity
Source: RefSeq, a predicted model, not a curated record